Molecule: messenger RNA, 393 nt
Organism: Penicillium robsamsonii
Lineage: Eukaryota; Fungi; Ascomycota; Eurotiomycetes; Eurotiales; Aspergillaceae
Exons: 3
Coding region: 1-393 (130 amino acids)
Source: RefSeq, a predicted model, not a curated record
AUGGGCGUGCCCACGGGCGUGCCCACGGGCAUGCCCAUGGAUAAAGACACUUAUAGCCAAUCAGCUUAUAACAUAUACCAACAGACUUCUAUCUCACUGAUAGAGUCCGAGUUCACUCAACCGGCUAUUCUUAAUUACUCUCUCAAACGCGUCGGCCCCGAUCGGAGAAAGCAGUUUAUCCUCUACGACGCGAUAAACACCGCGUCUAAAGUAAAGUUUAUCGAGUGGUGGCGUACCACAGCUACGAUGGGAUGCAAAACACAUAUCAGAUAUCUGGGAGAACUUCGACUAGGUAGCACAUCAUAUUACAGGCGAACCUUUAGUCAUGUGUCGGACGUGUGGGGUUACAUUGCCUCAUCUAAGUACAAAGCAAAGCGGCACCAAUACACUUAA